This is a messenger RNA of Eutrema salsugineum, 2962 nucleotides long. Its product is annotated as triacylglycerol lipase SDP1. The coding region runs from base 238 to 2730 and encodes 830 amino acids. The transcript has 4 exons. Gene Ontology annotation, molecular function: triacylglycerol lipase activity. Gene Ontology annotation, biological process: lipid metabolic process. The record is from RefSeq and is a predicted model, not a curated record. NCBI's taxonomy places the organism in Eukaryota, Viridiplantae, Streptophyta, Magnoliopsida, Brassicales, Brassicaceae.
CGGCCAUUUCUCGGCCGAGUCUGAGUCACCAUUAUCGCCCUCUCUUAUCCCGUCGCGAUUCCCUAUGCAAUCUUCUUUUAUUUUUAUUUUUUAUUCCCCUGUAAAUAAUUUACGUCUCUCUCUCACAUUUCUCCUCAAUUCCCAAGUAAACUCUCUGCUUCACGUCUCUUCUUGCUUCUCGAUUUUGUUCUGACCAACCAAGUUCCUGGCUCAGUGGAAGAACACAAACCAUCCACAAUGGAUAUAAGUAACGAGGCUAAUGUUGAUCCAUUUUCAAUCGGACCAACCUCUAUCAUGGGUCGGACCAUCGCUUUUAGAGUCUUGUUCUGCAAAUCAAUGAUACAGCUUAGGCGUGAUCUCUUUCGUUUCUUGCUGCAUUGGUUCCUUAGAUUUAAGCUGAUAGUAUCACCGUUUGUAUCCUGGUUCCAUCCCCGGAACCCACAAGGGAUCUUAGCAGUUGUCACAAUCAUCGCCUUCGUGUUAAAACGAUACACAAACGUGAAAAUAAAGGCGGAAAUGGCAUACAGAAGGAAAUUCUGGAGGAACAUGAUGCGCACUGCUUUGACUUAUGAGGAAUGGGCUCAUGCUGCUAAGAUGCUAGAGAAGGAGACACCAAAGUUGAAUGAAUCUGAUCUUUAUGAUGAAGAAUUGGUUAAGAACAAGCUUCAGGAGCUUCGUCAUCGUCGCCAAGAAGGAUCGCUCAGAGACAUCAUGUUCUGUAUGAGAGCUGAUCUUGUGAGGAAUCUCGGUAAUAUGUGUAAUUCGGAGCUUCAUAAAGGGAGGCUUCAGGUUCCUAGACAUAUAAAAGAGUAUAUCGAUGAGGUCUCUACUCAGUUGAGAAUGGUCUGUAACUCUGACUCAGAGGAGCUUUCUUUAGAAGAGAAGCUUUCGUUUAUGCAUGAAACACGGCAUGCCUUUGGUAGAACGGCUUUGCUUCUGAGCGGUGGGGCUUCUCUUGGUGCGUUUCAUGUAGGUGUGGUUCGGACUCUGGUUGAGCAUAAGCUUUUACCUCGGAUAGUCGCAGGUUCUAGUGUUGGAUCCAUAAUUUGUGCGGUUGUGGCCUCAAGGUCUUGGCCAGAGCUACAGGGUUUCUUUGAGAACUCCUUGCAUUCUUUACAGUUCUUUGAUCAGCUCGGAGGUGUUUUCUCAAUCGUGAAACGGGUAAUGACACAAGGCGCUCUACACGAUAUCAGACAGUUGCAGUGUAUGCUUAGAAACCUCACAUGCAAUCUCACAUUCCAAGAAGCUUAUGAUAUGACAGGAAGGAUACUCGGGAUAACAGUUUGCUCCCCAAGAAAGCACGAACCGCCUCGGUGUCUCAACUAUUUGACAUCGCCUCACGUGGUUAUAUGGAGUGCAGUGACUGCUUCUUGUGCUUUUCCCGGUCUAUUUGAAGCUCAAGAAUUAAUGGCUAAAGAUCGAAGUGGAGAGAUCGUGCCAUACCAUCCACCCUUCAAUUUGGAUCCAGAAGAAGGCACUAAAUCAUCUGUACGCCGGUGGAGAGAUGGUAGUUUGGAGGUUGAUUUACCGAUGAUGCAGCUCAAGGAACUGUUUAAUGUCAAUCAUUUUAUUGUGAGCCAAGCCAAUCCUCACAUUGCACCGUUACUGCGUCUAAAGGAUAUAGUUCGAGCUUACGGUGGUAGAUUUGCUGCUAAGCUUGCGCAUCUAGUGGAGAUGGAGGUUAAACAUAGAUGCAACCAGGUGUUAGAGCUCGGUUUUCCGCUCGGUGGACUCGCAAAGCUUUUUGCUCAGGAAUGGGAAGGCGAUGUAACAGUUGUAAUGCCUGCUACUCUUGCUCAGUACUCGAAGAUUAUACAAAACCCGACUCAUGUCGAGCUUCAGAAAGCUGCUAACCAAGGAAGAAGAUGUACUUGGGAGAAGCUCUCAGCCAUUAAAGCAAACUGUGGGAUCGAGCUUGCGCUUGAUGAGUGUGUAGCUAUUCUUAACCAUAUGCGCAGGCUCAAGAGAAGCGCCGAGAGAGCCGCUAAUGGUGGCACGUCAUCGUCUCAUCACGGAUUAGCUUCAACCACCAGAUUUAAUGCCUCUAGAAGAAUCCCAUCUUGGAACGUCAUUGCUCGAGAGAACUCAACGGGUUCACUCGAUGACCUCGUAGCUGACAAUAAUCUCCACGCGUCUUCAGGAAGGAAUUUAAGCGACAGUGAAACCGAAAGCGUGGAUUUGAGUUCUUGGACGAGAACUGGUGGACCUUUGAUGAGAACAGCUUCUGCUAAUAAGUUCAUGGAUUUUGUUCAGGGUCUCGAUAUCGACAUUGCAUUGACCAGAGGAUUUAGUAGCAGUCCCAAUUCCCCAGCGGUUCCUGGCCCGUUUAGUCCAAGCUUUAGUCCGAGCUCGAGAUCCAUGGUGGCUCAUUCCGAGGGCGAAUCUGAGAGGAGGGAACCAAACAGCAUUGGAGCAAACACUUCAAGCAUAACAGUUACUGAAGGUGAUCUUCUACAGACCGAGAGAACGAGUAACGGGUUUGUGUUAAACGUAGUUAAAAGAGAGAACUUGGGAAUGUCUACCGGGAACCAGAAUACUGAGCUACCGGAGAGUGUACAGCUCGAUAUACCGGAGAAGGAGAUGGAUAAUAGCUCUGUUUCAGAACAUGAAAUAGACGAAAAAGAUGAUGAUGAAGAAGAAGAAGAACAUAACGGCUCGGUUCCGGUUACCGUUUCUUCAGAAGAUUCCGGUUUACAAGAACCGAUGUCUGGUAGUGUUAUAGAUGCAUAGACAGAUUGAUUGGAGCGAAGAGAUUCUCAAUUGAUUCAGAUUAGAUUCUUGUUUGACACGAGUUUGGAGAGUUUUCAUAGGGUUAUUAGUGCCUUGUAAAUAGUAUAAGGUGCGUGUUGUGUAUGUUUUCAUUGAUUAUUGUUUAAAUUUUUUCUUAUUCAUUUGUGGAAUUGGAUUAUAUCUGUAAAUUUCAGAAAAAGAAAAGAAAUAAAAUAUUGAUAAUGUUACUCUA